AUGUCAUGCGACGUCCGGCCCGUCAUCACCUCCACAAAGACCCUAUACGUCGACCCCUACGAAACGCCCCUGGCCUGCUCAUGCGAACCGCCUCCGUCCCCGUCCGCCCGCGGCCGCAGCAGCAGCCGUCGGCACUCCCUCGCCCCUUUCGGGCGCUGCCCCUCCCACGGCUGCUGCACCCUCGACGUCGCCGUCCACCGCUGCGCGCGCCGGUGCCGGGAUCCAACGAGAUACAAUCGAUACUUCCGUGCCCCCUCCGCGUCGUCCAGACAUGACUCUUACUCUGUCCCCUCGCGACAAAUGUCGCCCUCGCGCUCCCGCUCAUACCCGCACUCGAGCCCGCACCCGUCCAAGCCCCUCCCCUCCGACCCCUUCGCGGCCCAGCCUGGUGCGUCGUCCUGGCGCCGCCUCCGCACCUUCGACCGGGACCCGGACUUCUGCGCCGUCGAGUCCCGCGACUUCCGCUUCGCCCUCGCCGAGCUCCUCGACAUCGGCCGCAUCCUCCUUCACGCUGAGGCCGAGCUCGACAAGGCCCGCCUCCGGAUCGAGAGGGAACGCGCCCGGCACCGCGCCGCCCACGGCACCGCGUGCGAGGGCGUCCUCCGCGAGUGGGAGUGCGCCUGGAUACGGCGCGUCGCCGAUGCGGUCGUAGGCGCGGACGACCUGGCGCUGAGCUCUGAGGUCCUGGCGGACUGCUGGGCUCGCGGAGGGUCGGCGGGAUCGUUGAGGACCGCGGCCGGCGGGGGUGGGGGCGUCGGGGCAAGGCAGGCAGCCUGGAGACCCGACAGGACGAGGAAGCCAGACCGUGGAGGUACCUUGGCCCAGAGAGCUGGGGCAGAAAAGACCGUGACGGAGAGGAGCGUCGAGAGGGGAUGCGUGCUCGUGAGGAAUGGUGUCAACCAGAGCCAGUACGGAGGCGUUAUUCGGUCCGGUUCGAUGACGGGGCCGAGCCCCGGCGGAAAAGCAAGAAUGGCUCAUCGGAUGGUAAGCGGCACGGAAGCUCGCGGAGGCUCUAGUAAGGUUUUGCCCUUCAUUCGAAACAGAGGUAGGUCAUUGUUCAUACAAGCCGACAGGCAAGGACUGUCUGAAUUGAAUGUGGUCUCAUUAGGUCAUGUCUAUGUAAUAUGUAUUUGA
Messenger RNA from Colletotrichum navitas, 1134 nucleotides. RefSeq lists its product as uncharacterized. The coding region runs from base 1 to 1134 and encodes 377 amino acids. The record is from RefSeq and is a predicted model, not a curated record. The transcript is spliced from 2 exons. Lineage: Eukaryota; Fungi; Ascomycota; Sordariomycetes; Glomerellales; Glomerellaceae.